AUGGAAGCUGAUGGAAUCGUAGAAGGGUUUAUGAACAGUAUAAAUAUGCAUGGGUUAAAAUUCAAUAAAUUAAUUAGUGACGGUGAAAGUAGUGUAACCAAACGGUUAAAUGAGACGCUACCUUAUGGAAACGACUUUACGAUUACAAAAAUUGAAUGCAGAAAUCACCUUCUGCGCAAUUUCGCUACUAAAUUAACAGCACUAACAAAAAAUAUUAAAUACCCGAUAGUUAUUCGUAACUUCAUAAAGUCAAAAAUAUUACAUUUUCGGUCUGAUAUAACUAAAGCUAUUUCAUAUCAAAAGAGACGUGAUUUACCGAUCAAUCUAAAAAUUUCAGCGCUGAAACAAGAUAUUGCUAAUAGUCCGUAUCAUCGGCUAGGACAACAUAGUGGGUGUGCAAACUACUUUUGUCGAGGGAGCAAAAAUGGUGAGCCUAAUUUGGUAACUGAUGCUGAAAAGAGUGGUUUAAUGGGAGAAAUUAGGAAUAUUGUUUAUCGCUUAUCAAACAAUGCAGAAAGUUUAAUUGAAGACGUUGAUAAUAACCCUUGCGAACAAUUAAACAGUUUAAUUAACCAGCAUAUCGGUGGGAAGCGAAUUAAUUUUACACAAAGCCAUAAUUAUAAAACACGAAUAGAAGCUGCAGUUGUAGCUUUUAAUUCUAAAAAUUAUUUACGUACGUUACAAAAAAAAAUUACAACUAAAACUCCAGGCAUAAAGCGACCAAAAACGAAAUUUUCAUCUAGUGCUGCUGACAAUAAUUAUGGAUUAGCUGAACCAUUGAUUGAUGUAAUAGUUCAUAACAUGUUAUACAAAUCCUCGAUAACGUCUAAAGAAAUGACACACGGCAUUGAAAAUGAAUCUUUGGCGAGAACACGGUUUCAGGACUUGACAGGAAUGACAGUAAAAUUAUGUGGACUUUUUACGGACAAUGAAUAUCCAUAUCUAGCUGCAAGUCCGGACGGAUUAAUUGAUGACAACACGAUUGUUGAAAUUAAAUGUCCGUAUACGGCGAGAGACAUAAAUAGUGCGAAAGAAGCAAUUGAAAAUAAACUUUUGCAAUACUGUAUUGUAAAUAAAGAAGGAAAUAUUAAAUUAAAAAAAGAGCAUCCGUACUUUUAUCAAAUAAUUGGUCAGUUACGGAUAACCGGGAGGAAUAUUUGUUUUUUUUGUAGUUCAUACGAAAAACUGGACACAUAUUAA
Molecule: messenger RNA, 1200 nt
Organism: Macrosiphum euphorbiae (potato aphid)
Lineage: Eukaryota; Metazoa; Arthropoda; Insecta; Hemiptera; Aphididae
Source: the annotation of a GenBank genome assembly